Molecule: messenger RNA, 2593 nt
Organism: Euleptes europaea (tarantolino)
Lineage: Eukaryota; Metazoa; Chordata; Lepidosauria; Squamata; Sphaerodactylidae
Gene: MCM8
Product: minichromosome maintenance 8 homologous recombination repair factor
Exons: 18
Coding region: 1-2499 (832 amino acids)
Biological process (GO): double-strand break repair via homologous recombination
Cellular component (GO): nucleus; MCM complex
Molecular function (GO): single-stranded DNA helicase activity; ATP binding; single-stranded DNA binding
Source: RefSeq, a predicted model, not a curated record
AUGAGUGCUGAGCCCAGAGGGAAAGGGCCUGGGCCAGGAUCAAGAGGAAGAGGUUUCCAGCGGUGGAGAGUAAGAGGAGGAUGGCAAGGGAGAGGAAAAGUGCAAGGACAGAGAGGAGACUGGAAAAACACGGCUGGGAAGCCGGGAUCAGUUCCAUCCCAGCUCAUUCAAGCGACACUGAACCCCAUUAGUCCUUACAGAGGCUGGAAGCUUUAUUUCUCAGAAGCAUAUGAUGACAACUCCCCUUUUGUUCAGAAGAUUGGAGCAUUUGAAAAGUUUUUCACGUCUCACAUAGACUUUUAUGAUAAGGAUGAAGUAGAAAGUAAAGGAAGCAUUCUUGUGGAUUAUAAAGAGUUGAUUAAUGCUGAAGAAGUAGUUGAGUCAAUACCUGAUAUUUCCACUGAGUUUAGGGAUAUGCCACAGAAAAUACUGGACUGCAUGGGCUUGGCGAUUCAUCAGGUGCUAAGCAAAGAUCUUGAGAAACAUGCAGCAGAACUGCAGGCUCAGGAAGGACUGUCCGUUGACGAGGAACCCAUAAUCAACGUGCCGUAUAUCCAUGCAAGAGUCUAUAACUAUGAGCCGCUUACCCAGCUAAAGAAUAUUCGAGCCAAUUGCUAUGGGAAAUACAUUGUGGUGCGUGGCACUGUUGUGCGUGUCAGUAAUAUUAAGCCUUUCUGCACCAAGAUGGCGUUUAUAUGCAGCUCAUGUGGAAAUAUUCAGAGUGUAUCUCUGCCUGAUGGAAAAUACAUACCCCCUACAAAGUGUUCUUUGCCUGAAUGCCACGGACGAUCAUUCACUGCAGACAGACGUUCUCCUUAUACCAUUACUGUGGACUGGCAGUCUAUUAAGAUUCAGGAGCUCAUGUCAGAUGAUCACAGAGAAGCCGGUAGAAUUCCUCGCACCAUAGAAUGUGAGCUGAUUCAGGAUCUAGUAGACAGCUGUGUCCCAGGAGAUGUGAUCACUGUCACAGGAAUUGUCAAGGUCUCCAGCAGUGAGGAGGGGACAUCUAAAAACAAAACCGAUAAAUGCGUCUUCCUGUUAUACAUCGAAGCAAACUCCAUCAGCAACAAUAAAGGACAGAAAGUCAAGGAUUAUGAACAGGGAACGCACCAUCGGCCAUGCAUGGAGUUCUCGCUUAGAGAUCUUUACGCUGUCCAGGAGAUCCAGGCAGAAGAGCACCUGCUCAAACUCAUUGUCAACUCCCUUUGUCCUACUAUCUACGGUCAUGAGAUAGUGAAAGCCGGCUUAGUGCUGGCAUUAUUUGGAGGAUGCCAAAAAUACGUGGAUGAUAAAAACAGGAUUCCUGUUCGAGGAGACCCACAUAUCUUGGUGGUUGGGGAUCCAGGAUUGGGGAAGAGUCAGAUGCUGCAGGCUGUAUGCAACAUUGCUCCUCGCGGAGUGUAUGUUUGUGGCAAUGCCACAACUACAUCUGGCCUGACGGUCACUCUGUCUAGAGACGGUGCCUCUGGGGAUUUUGCUUUGGAAGCUGGUGCCCUCGUACUUGGAGAUCAAGGAAUUUGUGGAAUAGAUGAGUUUGACAAGAUGGGCAACCAGCACCAAGCCUUGCUGGAAGCAAUGGAACAGCAAAGUAUCAGCCUCGCGAAGGCUGGUAUCGUUUGCAGCUUGCCAGCUAGGACGUCAAUAGUAGCGGCGGCCAAUCCAGUUGGAGGUCACUAUAACAAAGGCAAAACGGUAUCGGAGAAUCUGAAGAUGGGAAGUGCCUUAUUGUCCCGGUUUGACUUGGUGUUCAUCUUGCUGGACAUACCAAAUGAGGACCACGACCACCUGCUCUCCGAACACGUCAUGGCAAUGCGUGCUGGGAAACAGGCUGGGUGUAGCAGCGCUGUAGUGACACGUGGAAGCUCACAAGAUUCACAUGUGUCAGUCCUUGAAGCCUUUCCAGAUAAGCCGUUAUCAGAACGUUUAAAGGUCAUUCCUGGAGAAACUUUCGACCCAAUUCCACACCAACUGUUAAGGAAGUAUGUUGGCUACGCUCGGCAGUAUGUACAUCCCAGGCUGUCUCCAGAAGCUGCUCAGGUCCUGCAGGAUUUUUACCUUGAGCUUCGACGGCAGAGUCAAAGAGCAGACGGUAUGCCUAUCACUACAAGGCAACUCGAGUCCUUGAUACGUCUUACAGAGGCCCGAUCAAGGUUGGAAUUAAGGGAAAAGGCCACCAAAGAAGAUGCUGAAGAUGUCGUAGAAAUAAUGAAAUACAGCAUGUUAGGAACCUACUCUGAUGAGUUUGGAAGAUUGGAUUUUGACCGUUCUCAGCAUGGUUCUGGUAUGAGCAACAGAUCACAAGCAAAGAGAUUUGUUUCUGCCCUCCAUCGCAUUGCAGAAAGAACCUACAACAAUGUCUUUGAGUUUCAGCAGCUCCGGCAAAUUGCCAAGGAGGCAAACAUAAAAGUGGCUGAUUUUGAAAAUUUUAUUGGAUCUUUAAACGAUCAGGGUUAUUUCUUGAAAAAAGGUCCAAGAUUAUAUCAGCUUCAAACUAUGUGAGGGAACAGGUCCAGUAGAACACCGUGUUGUGUUGUGGUAAGGAUGAUUACAACUUGCAGGCAAUCAAAGUUACAAUCUUGGCUGAAAUUCAAGA